Messenger RNA from Rosa chinensis, 7554 nucleotides. Its product is annotated as putative disease resistance protein RGA3. The record is from RefSeq and is a predicted model, not a curated record. Gene Ontology annotation, molecular function: ADP binding. Bases 531 to 3770 code for a protein of 1079 amino acids. Lineage: Eukaryota; Viridiplantae; Streptophyta; Magnoliopsida; Rosales; Rosaceae. Gene Ontology annotation, biological process: defense response to other organism. The transcript is spliced from 16 exons.
CACUAAUGUGUCUUUUUUGUUUCUACAGAGAAGAAUGUUCAUUGAAUCAUUAUGCACUCUUUUCACCAGUAUUUUGGUGCUGAGUGGAGAUAUGCAUUCAAAUACCAUAUUUAACGCCUUCUCCAAACAGUUUUCAACUUCAUUUGAAUUCUAUACCGUUUUGUGUUUUUAUCUUAAUUCUGAGUGAUUUUUUUUAUUUUUUUCAUCCAUCUUCUUCGAUCUAGUUUCUUCAACUAAUCAAGCAGUCUGUUCUUUUCUCACGACUCUCGACUCUCGACUCUUUUGAGUAGAAAUCCAUGGCUGAGUUUCUUACUUUUGCUGCCCAGGAAAUGCUGACCAAAGUGGCUUCACUUGCCACUCAAGAGUUCACUCUUUUGUGGGGAUUCAAUGGAGAAUUAGCAAAUCUGCGUGAGUCGCUGCUCUUUCUUGAAGCUGUGCUGCGAGAUGCUGAAUAGAAGCGACAAGAUCAGGGCGAAGCUGUGAAGCUCUGGUUGGAGAAGCUUGAAGACAUAGCUCAUCUUGCCGAUGAUAUGUUGGAUGACUAUGGAUAUGAGCUUCUUCGACGAAAGGUGGAACUGCGAAACCAGAUGAAGAAAAAGGUGCUAAACUUUUUUUCCCUCUCCAAUCCCCUUCUUUUUCGUGUUAAAAUGGCACAUAAAAUUAAAAAAAUCAACACAUCUUUGGAGAAUUUGGGUAAAAGGGCAAGUAGUUUUGGAUUUGUUGAUAGGCCUUCCAUAGAGGCACCAAGCUCCUAUGAUACAAAAAUUGAUAGGGAAACCUGCUCUCAGUUCAAAAAAGAUGAAAGCAAUAUCGUUGGAAGGAAAGAUGUUGCGGAAGAUAUAGUGAAAGCCUUGACCAACUCAAACAACAGUCAGGAAAAUGAUCUUUCAGUUCUGGCCAUUGUGGGAAUGGGGGGACUUGGGAAGACCACUUCGGCUAAAUCAGUAUAUCAUGAUGAUAAGAUAAAGCAACACUUCCAAGAAAUGAUGUGGGUUUGUGUGUCUAUCCCUUUUGAAGUUAACUCGAUUUUAAAGGGGAUUUUGGAGUCUCUUAAACCUAAACAUGCUGCAGUACAAACUUUAGAGGCAAUAUGUAAAAUCCUCAAAAAUGAGUUGGAAGGGAAAAAGUAUCUUCUUGUGCUCGAUGAUGUUUGGAAUGAAAAUUCUCAAAAAUGGGAUGAAUUGAUCAAUUGCUUGGUAAACGAUACCCAAGGAAGCAGCAUCCUUGUCACCACCCGUAGCGACAAAGUUGCAAAAAUGGUGGAGACCCUUCCUAGGUGUGAUUUGAAAAAACUAUCAGAUGAUGAAUGUUGGCUCAUACUGAAAGACAAAGCAAUUCUAGUUGGGGGUACUUCUAUUGCUGGAGAUCAAGAAAAAAUAGGAAGGGAGAUUGCUAAAAAGUGCGGAGGUGUACCAUUAGUAGCAAAGGUGUUGGGAAAUGUGAUGCGUUCUAAAAAGUGUGAUGAAUGGCAAUCAAUUUUGGACAGUGGUAUAUGGGAUUUACCGGAGGAAGAAAAUAGAAUACAGGCUAUUUUGAAAUUGAGUUUUGAUGAACUGAAAUCUCCAUCAUUGAAGCAAUGUUUUGCAUACUGCUCAAUGUUCAUCAAAGAUUUCAAAUUUGAGAAGGAUGACUUGAUCCAACUUUGGAUGGCCCAAGGAUGGCUGCACCCUUCUUCCGACCAAAAUAAUCUAGAGAUGGAGGACAUGGGUAACGAAUACUUUAAUAUUCUAUUACAAAACUCAUUGUUUCAAGAUGUGGAACAGGAUGGUGAUAUAAUCACAUGCGAGACGCACGAUCUUGUUCAUGAUCUUGCUAAACAUGUUUCAAAGUCGAAGUACCUGCACUCCCUAUUUUCAAAUGGAGCAGUCCUUGACAACAACUCACCUGGAUUUAAAGCUCUUCGUGUUUUGAAUUUAUACAAGGCAGACAUUCAGGAGUUGCCAGAUUCAAUUGGAAAGUUGAGACACUUGAGGUAUCUAAAUGUCAUGUAUACAAAGAUCAAAGCAUUUCCCAAAUCUUUGGGUCAGCUCUAUAACCUUCAGACAUUUAAAAUGCCUUCUCACCUUACAGAGUUCCCGAAGCAAAUUGCAAAUUUGAUCAACCUGCGGCAUAUUUACUUUGGUAUAGAUAUGAAAGUUCCAGCUGGAGCAUUGAGAAGAUUGACUAAUCUCCGAUCAUUACCUUUUGUAAAGAUGGAUAAGGAGACGGGUCCUCAGAUUGAGGAAUUAGGUGGCUUAAACCAUUUGAAAGGCACCUUAUCUAUUUAUAAUCUGGAACAUGUAAGAUUUAAAGAAGAAGCAGAGAAAGCAAAUUUAGUGGAGAAGAAACAUCUACGCAAGUUAUUACUUAAAUGGGAGCAUUGGAAUUUUAGCAGCGCUGCUAAAAAUGACGAAGGUGUACUUGAAUUCCUGCGACCGCAUUCUAAUCUGGAAUUUUUGAGCAUUGAUGGCUUCAUGGGUGUUAGAUUUCCAUCAUGGUUAUUGCUAUCCAACAACUUGAAAGAGAUUGCAUUAUGGGAUUGCAAAAAAUGCGAAGGAGUGCCAGCACUUGGCCAGCUGCCCAAUCUUGUACUUGUGAGGAUGAUCAAAUUGAAGAAACUCAGGUGUUUGGGAUAUGAGUUUUAUGGUUAUGAUCACGUUUCUGAUGAUACAAAGGUUUUGUUUCCUGCAUUGAAAACAUUACGUAUUGCGUACGCGAAAAACCUAAUUGAAUGGAUGGAAGUGGCAACAGAAAGAGUGAUGGUGUUUCCUUGCCUUGAGGAGUUGAACCUGGAGUCUUGCCGUCAUUUGAGAAGUGCUCCCAGUCAUUUUCCAUCUCUGAAAAAGUUGGUGAUUGAUGGCAUGAAUAGCGGAGGUCCAAUAGCAAGUAUUCUGAGCAAUAGUCUGACCACUCUCACUUCUCUCAAGAUAGGCAGAGUGAGUGGACUUACCUGUUUGCCGGAAAGGUUGUUAAAAAACAAUCAGAUUCUUUCAUAUUUGGAGAUAACAGAUUGUGAGGAGUUAACUUGUAUUGCUCCUCCCCAAUCACAAGGGUUUGACUACUGCUGCACAUCUCUUCAGGUACUGAAUAUUUUGAGGUGUCCUAAGCUGACAUGUGUACCUGUCUCUCUCUCUCUUGAGGCGUUGUCUAUACGUGGUUGCCACGGUCUAGAGUCCAUCCCAUUCAUCCCUGAGCACGGUGGUCUCCCAUCUCUACGCCAAUUGGAGAUCACUGAUUGGCCUGAGUUAUCCAGUCUACCUGAUGGGCUACAAUACUGCACAUCUCUUCAACAAUUGCACAUAGAGACCUGCCCAAAGAUAACGUCCAUUCCAAUUCCAUCUGAGGGACUCCCAUCCCUUAAUCGACUGUGUCUUCGGCAGUGUCCUGAAUUAUCAAGCUUACCGAGUGGACUAGGCUGCUGCACCUCUCUCGCUUAUUUGUCAAUAGAAGAGUGCCCUAAGGUAACAUCCAUUCCAAUUGGCAGUCUCAGUACAACCCUCCGAUGGUUGCAUGUAAACAAUCUAGAGUAUUUUCCAAUUUUACACGGCGGCUUCAUAUCCCUCCGUCAUUUGGAAAUCGAGGGAUGUCAGAGUACACAAAUUGAUCUGCAAUUUUGUGCCUCUCUUGAGGUUUUGACAAUAAGUGAUUGUCCUAAUCUAGAGACUGUUCCAAGUUUAGACAAGCUCACAUCCCUCCGUCAGUUGAUAAUAAUUCAUUGUUCCAGAUUAACAUGUCUACCCAGUGGGUUAGCAAUGGCAUCCCACACGUAUUCACCCGUCUCCAGUCAUUGACACUUGGUCCGUUCUGGAAAGAGCUGGAUUCAUUCCCUGCCUUUCAGGUUCAACCACAACUUAAGAGAUUAGAUCUGUACGGGUGGCCUAAGCUCAAGUCUCUGCCUGAACAAAUUCAACACUUGACGUCUUUGACCCAUUUGUGGAUACAUGACUUUGAGGGAGUGGAGGCUAUUCCAGAAUGGUUGGGAAAUCUUGCAUCUCUUCACUCGUUAGAUAUUUGCGGAUGCGAGAAUGUGAUGUAUCUACCUUCCAUCCAAGCUAUGGAACGCCUCACCAAAUUAGAUUGGCUAUCCAUCACCAAUUGUCCUCUUUUGAGGGAAAGAUGCACCGCGGAGAGCGGCUCAGAGUGGCUUAAGAUUUGUCAUAUUCCGAACUUCCGAGUUUGGUGAGGCCCAUACUAGCAUGGACUCUUUUCUGUGACACAUCAAGAAUAAGAGCUGCCUGCAGGUGUGAGUCAAAUUGUAAUUGCUCCAAGUUUGCAGUAAUAUGAGCAUCUACAAUUCAAUAUCAUCUCUCUAUCAGCAUUGCAGGAUUGGGGUCCUAAGCGAAAUUGAAAAAAGGUGGUUUGAUGCUCAUGUUGUUGUUAAAAGUAUUAAGAGGCCCUCCAAUUGCUACAGUUGGACUGAUUAUGGAAAGGUGAAGAAGGUGUUUGCUCUUGUGUUGCGGUGAAGGUACUAAAAUAAAAGGCACUCCAACAAGUACAGGUAGAGACUCCUCUAUGUUUAUACUUAAUGUAAUAACCGAUAGUGGGAUUACUGUGGAUAAAGGAAAAGAGGAGCAUGUUCCCGUGUUUUGAGCAAUAAAGGGAAAAGCUGGGUGCUGCUAUAGUGAGAAUUGUCGGUGGAAGGAACUGCAGUUCUCACUCUCUCUCUCUCUCGUCCGAAACCAUCCAAGAACAGAGCAUUUAUUCUCCAAGCUUGUUCUCGCUCCACAGGCCAUCGAUCGACCCCAGACCACUUCCUAUAGGUUCGCCUCGACCUUGCGCAGCUGCAGGUGGCAGCCUUGAACCGCAACACGGCCACCAGCGGCGGCGGAAAGCUCCGCCCGGUUUGAGCUCGUUUUGGUUCCAAGAUUGAUAUCUCAAGCUACCGGUCACCAAUCUUCACCAAAUUUCUUCCAUUGGCUUCGCCUGGUCCAUACGCACCCGUCUGUGGCAGCCUUUCACAGCGGCGCAGCCUGUAGCGGCGGCGGGAAGCUUGAACCGAUUUUAGUCAACGCCGGUUUUCUCCUAGCUCCGGCCACCAAAACUUCCGAUCCUUAUCUCCAUGAACUCGCCUCAACCGGCUGAUCAUCAUACUAGAAGGAUCGCACCUGGAGUGACGGGUUUCACGUUCGUCGGAGCUCGGCCGGUUUUCGAUCGAACACCAAAACUUUUCGAUCGUGUUAUCUCAAGUUGUAGUGCAUCGUUUUGAUUUAUUCUUGAACCAGUGAGUUCACCUUGAUGUUCUUAACAACUCACCAGAAGGAAUCGAGGCCUGAAAUUGAAGUUUUUACGUCGAAAUCUUGGCUCGCCGGUUUCUGCAUUUCUUCGCCGGUUUCUGGAAAAUUUCCGGCCACCUUCAACUGUUCUAGGUGAUUGACGGUCCUCCUUGGUGAGUGGUUUUGGUGUGUAUUGUGAAAUUGAAGUCGCAGCGGGAUUAUCGAGCGGGAAAUCCUGCAGGUCAGGAGAACCAAGACGAUGAUCGGGCUGCUUAGAGUGGUAGCACUUGAGUUACAACAUUUUGUGAGGUUGUUAUGCACAUUGAGCUUACAUGUAAUUUUGGGGAGAGUGUGUUGUAAUAUUAAACUCUGGAGGAUUUGGUUUGUGUAUUAUUGAGUGAGGCGAGGUGUGUUUAUUUGUGAGAAAAAAAAUUCAGGACGUUUAUUUGUAUUUGUUUUUAUUCAUGUUUCGGAUUUGAAUUGGUUAUUCAAAUUUGGGGCGUGACACUUAAGGAUAUAAAAUAAAUAUAACACCAAGUUUUUAUCUUUACAGGCAUGUUAUCGGACACUUCAAUAUAUCACGUAGGAACUGUAGGAUAAGAGUUGUUUAGGUACUCGGCUUCUCCAUCCAUUGCCAAUUGGUUUUGGGUUAGAUGCUCCAGUACUUUCAAUAUCUGAGUACAUUCUUGAGACCAUUUUGACUUUGAAUUGGAGAUCUCUGCAAAUGUGUCAUCUGAAGGUGGACAUGUUGAGUUCAAACAGAAGGUUGAUGUAGGUUAGUGCAUUUCAAAAUAAGUAGGAAGUGGAUAUCGGUCAUGAGAUUUUCAGUUAUGGUGUUUCAGUUAGUUCAUGGACACGAUUUCUUUGGAUAUCCUAAUUUUCAAAGGCAUGCUGCAAUUUCCUAAAUAUAUUAUCUGUAUUUUGGGGGCAAAUCCAGGACUGAUGAUUCUUCCUUACUGCCAAGCCAAGCUUAACAUCAAGUUCCCUUUCAGCAAAGAGGCUUUCAGGCUGUGCCUCGAAACUGUUGAAUGUGGCAUAUUCAGCUCUCAAGUUUACUACCUUUUUGCUGUUCAAAUUCUUGAUGGAUUUGAUGCUUAUGCUCUUGAUGAAUUCUUAUCUGAAGAGAGAAAACUGGAGUUCGCGCAUGCAUCUGAAAACAGCAAUGGAGUAAUUAAUAACAAAGCUGCCAUUGGACAGAGGCUUCAGGACUCGGAAGGUAUACAAAAGGCUUGAGUUAAUUGCUGCUGAUUCUUUGGUCAUGUGCAGCUUCUAUUCUUGCAAGCUUGCUCUUAUUUCUCUGCAGGAAGUGGUUAAAGCAUAGCAUAUAUUGGCCGUGAUUGAUUCAGUUAUGAUCUUAAUGGCAGUUCGGGGGAUUUUGAUGAGCACAAUCUAUUUGGAUAUCAUGAUUCUCAAAGGCAGUUUGUGAGCAAAUUCAGGACUUGGUGAGACUUCCCUAGUGCCAAGCCAAGCAGUUUGUGGGAUGCUGGUUCAUCAUUAUUUUUCCAAUCCUUAUCUCCAGGUGGCUUGACAGUUAAGAUUUUAUGGAAGAAUUGUUUGUCAAUCAUUAAUCCAAAGGAAAACAACCAAGUUGCAGAUGCUUUUGCAGAUUGGGCCAUACUCAGUAGGUCAGUGUUUAGGAGUUUUAUUCAAUAGGAGAAACAACAGUUGUGCAAUAGGCUCAAAGAGAGUCCAGGUGAAGAAGGUGGUUGCUUUUGUGUUGCCAUGAAGGUAAUAAAAGGCACUCCAGUUGAUACAGGAAGUGGAUAUCAGUCAUGAGAUAUUUAGUACCUUAUGGUGGUUUCAGUCUGUUGAUGGGCACGAUUUAUUUGGAUAUCCUAAUUUCUAAAGGCACUCCAAUUUGCUAAAUAUAUUAUCUGCAAUUUGGGUCUGAUUCUUCCUCACUGCCCGGCCAAGCUGAACUUCAAGUUCCCUUUCAGUAAAAGAAGCUCUCAGUCUGCCUCCAAAAUGUUGAGUGUGGCAUAUUCAGCUGUCAAGGCUACCAUCUGCUGUUCAAAUUCUUGAUGGAUGUGAUGCUUAUGCUCUUAAUGGAUUCUUAUCUGAAGAGAGAAAACUGGGGUUUGAGGACGCAUCGGAAAGGAGCAAUGGAGUAAUAAUUUAACGAAGCUGUCAUUGGACAGAGGCUUCAGGACUCAGAAGGUAUACAAAAGGCUCGAGUUCAUUGCUGCUUAUUCUGUAGUCAUGUGCAGCUUCCAUUCUUGCAGCAAAUUUUCCUUUUGUUGUUGUACCAAUAAUACACAUAGAAGCGCAAGUGUCUUACCUUGACUUGAGCUUGGUGUCAAACAUGAAAGGAGACUUCUUUUCUUACUUUCUCCCCUUGUGUAUAUGAUCUUAAUCAUCAUGC